AUUUUUGUACUUUUUUUUUUAAAAAGAUGUAUGAUACAAACCAAACAACUUUUUUGUCAACAAUUCACAUGCUUAAUCUUGAGCAACUUCACAGUGAAAUUUCAAUGUUGAAUAAUUCAAUUAAACACUUGAUUCGUUCUAAUAAUGAGUUAAAAGUAUAUACAGAAGAACCUUGGGCAGAAGAAACCAUUAAAGAAAAUGAAGAAGUAAUUUUGAGACAAAAAACAAAAAUAGGGAUGAUUUCGAAAGAAAUAGAAAAGAGGAAUGCAUUAAAAGAUAAUAGUACAUAA
This is a messenger RNA of Pneumocystis murina B123, 290 nucleotides long. RefSeq lists its product as hypothetical. Lineage: Eukaryota; Fungi; Ascomycota; Pneumocystomycetes; Pneumocystales; Pneumocystaceae. The transcript has a single exon. Gene Ontology annotation, biological process: proteasome regulatory particle assembly. Gene Ontology annotation, molecular function: protein-macromolecule adaptor activity. The coding region runs from base 27 to 290 and encodes 87 amino acids. The record is from RefSeq and is a predicted model, not a curated record.